AUGGCUCUGUACACUGUCAACUUGGUGGUGGUGGACAGUCCAUUUCUGUCCCAACAUCUCAUUCAGACCAAACACACAGAGAGUCAGAUUAAGGAGGAGUUUGAGAAGCUUCACCAGUUUCUACGAGAUGAAGAGGCAGGCAUGAUCAUUGCACUGAGAGAGGAAGAGGAGCAGAAGAGUCAGAUGAUGAAGGAGAAGAUUGAGAAGCUGAGCAAAGACAUAUCCUCUCUUUCAUACACAAUCAAAGCCAUAGAAGAGGAGAUGAGAGCUGAAGAUGUUUCGUUCUUAGAAAACUACAAGGCCACAGUGAAAAGAGCCCAGAGCACACUGCAGCAUCCAGAGGAGCUUUCAGGAGCACUGAUCCAUGUGGCAAAACAUCUGGCCAACCUGCAGUUCAGAGUCUGGGAGAAGAUGCAGUACACCGUCCAAUACACACCUGUAACUCUGGACCCCAACACUGCUCAUCCUGAACUCAUUGUAUCUGAUGAUCUGAAAAGUGUGAGAUGCAUCAAUGAGAAACAGAAACUUCCUGAUAAUCCAGAGAGAUUUGAUGAAUAUUGGCGUAUCCUGGGAUCUGAGGGCUUUAACUCAGGGACACACUACUGGGAUGUGGAAGUUGGAGACUGUACACGGUGGAGUGUGGGUGGGAUGACAGAAUCUGCUCAGAGGAAGGGGGAGAUAUUCUCCAGAAGUGGAAUCUGGUAUGUGUGGGGUUAUGAUGGUAAAUAUCGCACAGGUUCUACACCAAAUACAGCCACUCAGCUCUCAGUAGGACAGAAACUCCAGAGGAUCAGAGUGAAGCUGGAUUGGGACAGAGGAAAACUGUCAUUCUCCGACCCUCUCAGUAACACACACUUACACACUUUCACACACACAUUUACUGAUAAAUUACUGCCUACACUUAGUGUGUUGAGUUGA
Messenger RNA from Neoarius graeffei (lesser salmon catfish), 918 nucleotides. RefSeq names its product nuclear factor 7, ovary-like. The record is from RefSeq and is a predicted model, not a curated record. Lineage: Eukaryota; Metazoa; Chordata; Actinopteri; Siluriformes; Ariidae. Gene Ontology annotation, molecular function: protein binding. The coding region runs from base 1 to 918 and encodes 305 amino acids. The transcript has 6 exons.